Molecule: messenger RNA, 3527 nt
Organism: Pimephales promelas (fathead minnow)
Lineage: Eukaryota; Metazoa; Chordata; Actinopteri; Cypriniformes; Leuciscidae
Gene: mtf1
Product: metal-regulatory transcription factor 1
Biological process (GO): regulation of transcription by RNA polymerase II
Cellular component (GO): nucleus
Molecular function (GO): RNA polymerase II cis-regulatory region sequence-specific DNA binding; DNA-binding transcription factor activity, RNA polymerase II-specific
Source: RefSeq, a predicted model, not a curated record
CGAUGUGAGCUGAUCUGGGGUCAGUAUGAGCUGCUGCUCUUCAUGAUGCUGCCGCUGAGGAAUGAAGACAGGAGCCGAUACACAACAUUACACGGGCCUCGAGCGUCUCUAUAACACUGCCCUUUUGUCUUGGGGAUGUUAUUCAUGUUGAUCGGACCGAAGCAGAUGAACUAAUGACUGGAGCUUCAAUACACAGCCGCAACAAAAGCAAGCGCGUGGACACAAACCCCGGACUGAGCUUUUCCGUCAGGAUCAUGGGAGAGAAUGGUCCUCUCACGCAGACAGCCAUGCUCUUUGAGGACGAGGAAGAAGACGUGGACAAACUGUGCCGAGAGGAGGACGACGAGGACAAGACGGCCCGGUUCGAGCAGGACGACGACGAGCUGAUCUCGGGCCCGUCGUCGUCCUCGGGCCGCAUCUACGACCGCACGACGGUGCUGAUCGAGCAGGACCCGAUCCGGCUGGACGAGGAGGGCGAGGAGGACGGCAUGGCGUUUGGGGAGGGCGAGGGGGACGAGGGCUCGUUGGCCUUCAUGUGUGACCCCGAUGGCAUGUCGCAGGGGUACAUACACCACACCAUCUCACCGGACCAGAUCCAGUUCAUCAUCAACCCCGGGUCGACCCCAAUGCCUCGAAACAUCGAGGGCGCCACGCUCACACUACACUCCGAGUGUCCCGAGACCAAGCAGAGAGAGGUGAAGCGCUACCAGUGCAUGUUCGAGGGCUGCACGCGCACCUACAGCACGGCGGGAAACCUGCGCACGCACCAGAAGACACACCGCGGCGAGUACACGUUCGUGUGUAACCAGCAGGGCUGCGGGAAAGCCUUCCUCACGUCCUACAGCCUGAAGAUACACGUGCGCGUGCACACCAAGGAGAAGCCCUUCGAGUGUGACGUGCAGGGCUGCGAGAAGGCCUUCAACACACUCUACAGACUGAAAGCACACCAGCGUCUGCACACGGGGAAGACGUUUAACUGUGAAUCCGAGGGAUGCACCAAGUACUUCACCACGCUGAGUGACCUGAGGAAACACAUCCGCACACACACGGGGGAAAAACCAUUCAGGUGUGACCAUGAUGGCUGUGGUAAGGCUUUCGCUGCUAGUCAUCACCUGAAAACACAUGUACGGACACACACUGGAGAGAAGCCGUUCUUCUGUCCGAGCGACGGGUGUGAGAAGACCUUCAGCUCUCAGUACAGCCUGAAGAGCCACAUCCGGGGUCACGACAAAGGCCCGGCGUUCACCGUUAGCGCUCAUCCGCUGUCCGAGGAUGCGAAUCAUUCGCUGUGCCUCAGUGAUUUGAGCCUCAUUUCCACUGACUCUGAGCUCCAGGAGAACCACAAUUCUCAGGGUUUGGAUCUGAACAGCGUCACCCCCAUACGAAUCUUUGAGCUGAUGUUCCAGAGUCCUGAGAACAGUGUCAGCCAGGACGACCCCAAAACCACAGAUCAGCCCGGCGAGGCGUUCGGCCUGGACCCGUGUCCUCCGUCAGCCUCAGACGGGUUCCCCCCGCCCUCUUCAUCCCCCGUUACAUCACCUGAGGCUCAGACUCCUCCCACCUCACAGCCGGCUCCGCCUCCUGCCGCCGGCAGCUCGUCACUGACUCCGCCCACCUCAUCUGUCUCGCCAGAAGUGCCCAUCGCUCCAUCGGCUCCACCGGCUCCCUCAGUCGCGCCGCUCUUCGUGGCUCAGCCGGGGUCGACCGCGACUAGCGCCUCCGUGACCGCGGAGGUGACACACACAGUGCCUUUGGCUCCUCCUCUUCCUCCUCCUCCUCCUCCUCCUACGAUCACCAUCGCCCCCACCCUCGGCCUGCAGCCCAGUAUCGUCAUGUCCGAUCAGAACCUGCAGUGGAUCCUCAGCAGUGCCGCCAGUGCGCAGCAGAACCCAGAACAACAGGGUCCAAAAGUAGAGAAAGUCUUUUUUACAACAGCCAUACCAGUCGGCGGACAUUCAGGGAACGCAGUGCAGCAGAUCGGCCUGAGCCUGCCGGUGAUCAUCAUAAAGCAGGAGGAGUCCUGCCAGUGUCAGUGUGCCUGCAGAGACUCGGGUAAAGACAAAAGCACCGCCUCCUCAGUGGAGAAGACCAAGACCACAUCACCUCCUCCUGCUCCUCCAUCUCUCCCUGAGGAUCCUCCAUCAGAGCCGGCCCCCGAUCCCGUGACCCCCGACCCCCCCGCCGACGGGCUGGACCUGCUCAGCCCGGAGACCACGGCCAACAUCGAGGCCCUGCUGGACCAGUUCCCCAGCGGCGCCCCCUAGAGGUUCAUCUGUACCGUGUACAGAUGCGCAUCUCACACACACCAUCCAAACCAGUGGUUUGUGGUGCACUUUGAAGGCAGGCAGAGCAGCUUCUCAUAAUGCUCAGGGCUGCGCGAUUAAUCGACAUUUACACGUAAUCGCACUUAAAUCGAGUUGGCUUGUCGGGAUUUUGAAAUGGCAAAGACUGUGAUUAUUAGUUAUCUGCAACUGCGAGUUUCAGUCGCUUAUAACGUGCAGCUUUAUUCGCAUUUAUGAACAAAAGACAACAUUAAUAACAUGCUUUUACUCCAAACUCCCUUCAUAAACACAGCUGAGCUCGUCCUUCUGUGAGAUGAAUAAGGCAGUCAUGUGUUUAUUAGUCGUGUUUAUCAAUCGAAGCGUUUCAAUCGUCUGUUUAUUCAGGUACAGAGACACUAUGGAGCCCAUAGGGGUUUCCUGGAGUGAUGUGCGUUAUCGUACUUCUGCGGGGGAUAUUUUCAGUGUGUGUGACGCCCUCUGGAGUUUAGCAUUUACUACCGAUCAGCCGCUAGACAAACUGCAAUAAUCGCAGCCUUUGCCAGAUCGCGUGCGGUUUUACUGUGAUUAAUCGUGCAGCCCUGAUUAGCUUUGAGUCUCAUUAGCUUUUAACCCCGCUCAAUUAUUAAUAUUUGACAUUUGCUUAUAGAGAUUCAACGUACAAAACGAGGCAUACAUGCUGUACUUAACUUUAAACUUGAAAUCCACUAGAUCGAUCAUGGGAUAUAUAUAUAUGUGAGACUUCAACAGUAAGGCCUCCAUCAUGGCUUGAAUCAUCUACUCUGAAGUCCUGCACAUUGAAGUAUUUUAUGUGUAAUUUAUUGGAAAGGCUGCAGUGGUUAAUGUGAUUUAUGAGAUGCUUUAUUUUACGGUUUGUCCGUCUGGAUGAACUGCGAUGAACAUUUCCCUGCCUUUUAAAUGUAAUUUCGAGGUUUGUUUUGGCUGCCUAUAACUUAGUAUUUAAUUUUAUAUAUGUUAAUUUAUUAAAAUACUCAAUUGUUGGAUUAAUGUAGCUCUUUUACCCACAUUUUCAAUCAAUUUUCGCUCCCCUAACUGGGCGGAGCAAGAUACUUUAAGUGGAUCUCACGAAACCUGUCUAGAAAUUCUUCGGGUCAUAUUUCCCAUAAUCAAAAGGAGAAAUGAACGUUUUUUUUUAGUUUUUUGCAUAAAGAAAUUAACCCAAUUGUAGAACCGUUUAGAAUAUUAUGGCUAUUAACAUCCGCGAUGUUCAUGUAAAAAAAAAAAAAA